This is a messenger RNA of Botrytis deweyae, 795 nucleotides long. RefSeq lists its product as uncharacterized. The record is from RefSeq and is a predicted model, not a curated record. Gene Ontology annotation, molecular function: ribonuclease III activity; structural constituent of ribosome. Gene Ontology annotation, biological process: mitochondrial translation; RNA processing. Bases 1 to 795 code for a protein of 264 amino acids. Gene Ontology annotation, cellular component: mitochondrial large ribosomal subunit. The transcript has 3 exons. Lineage: Eukaryota; Fungi; Ascomycota; Leotiomycetes; Helotiales; Sclerotiniaceae.
AUGGCAUCCAAAACCACCACCCGAUCACUUCGAUCCCUUACCCGACAAGCAGGUCAAAGAUGCUCAUGCGCCACUCCCAUAUCCUCCCGCUCAAAUACCGUCCGACAAUUUUCAAUAUCAACCUCGAGAUCAGAUACCCAAUGUAAUGAAGAACGAGGAGCAAGACCAAGAUGGUCAUACACACCACCACAGAUGAAACUGCCAUUCAACCCCAGAGCAAACCACGAUAUACCCACAUGGGAAGUCAAUAGCGAUCCACAAAGAUUAAAUCGAUUUUAUAUCAAAUUUCUAGGACGGGGAGGCGACGAGGUACUUACAGACGAAGUAAAAUGGCUUGCGAUUACACAUAAGAGUUUUGAUCAAGGAAGAAGAGGUUUCAAUGAUCGAUUGGCAUAUUUCGGACGUAGGAUAUUGAACUUACAGACAAGUUUGGUUUUAUUACAAUCGCCGGUUGCGACAGAAACUCAAUUACCUCAGGAAACAGACGGCCAGGGAACAGAAGUUGAGCAGCCAUUUUCACACCCUGCUCUGGACGGUUUGCCAAACUUGACCAAUGUUAAGGUGGAUGAUAUUUUAAGCAAGGAGAGGUUGGCGAAUUUGGCUACUCAAAUGGGCAUGCCAGAUAUUAUUCGAUGGGAACCUAGAAUGAAGGAUAAUCUCGAGAAGUCUGGUCUUGAGCUCGUACUAGCCACUUCGUUGUAUGCUAUCAUUGGUGCAAUCGCAUUGCAGAAGGGUGGUGACGUUGCAACAAGAGUGGCGCGAGAGAGAAUAUUGAAGCCUCUUGGUAUAUCAUAG